UCCUCUACCCAUUUGCGGUCCUUUAUGACAUCCGCAAAUUCUUCGAAAGCGGGAGCUUCCCUCUCCGAGAAGAAAAAAAAUCUUCGAAAGAGCAUCACCGCCCGCUUGCGUGCUUUGGACGAUUCUUACGUGGCCGCGGAAGUCAGCCGCCUUUUCCCCCGCUUGCUUGCGUUGGAUGAAUACAAGGACAGCACCUGUGUGAGUCUUUACCUCUCCAUGCCAGCCAAGGAGGUACCCACAUUCCCCGACUUGCUCGAGAUAGUAAUGACAGACGGGAAAAGGGCGGAAAGGAGAGCGAGGGAUGUCUACGUGCCUAAGGCCCUGCUCCUGGCGAUAUGGUCAUGCUUCCUCUUUCUUCUCCCAAAGACGUGA
Molecule: messenger RNA, 372 nt
Organism: Nannochloropsis gaditana CCMP526
Product: 5-formyltetrahydrofolate cyclo-ligase
Exons: 2
Coding region: 25-372 (115 amino acids)
Source: RefSeq, a predicted model, not a curated record